Molecule: messenger RNA, 773 nt
Organism: Chrysoperla carnea
Lineage: Eukaryota; Metazoa; Arthropoda; Insecta; Neuroptera; Chrysopidae
Product: homologous-pairing protein 2 homolog
Exons: 2
Coding region: 123-743 (206 amino acids)
Biological process (GO): homologous chromosome pairing at meiosis; meiotic strand invasion involved in reciprocal meiotic recombination; meiotic joint molecule formation
Cellular component (GO): condensed nuclear chromosome; DNA recombinase auxiliary factor complex
Molecular function (GO): double-stranded DNA binding; recombinase activator activity
Source: RefSeq, a predicted model, not a curated record
UUGUUUUAAGAAAUUGAUAAAAGUUGUGAAAAAGUGAAGUGUUGUGUUUGUGACUUUAAUCGUAAAUUAAUUAAGAAAACAUAACUUAUGUAUUUUCGCUGAUUAAAUUUGACAAUUGAAAAAUGGCAACCAAUACCGUGUUGAAAUAUUUAGAAGCACAAAACCGUCCAUAUUCUGCCAAUGAUCUUGUUACAAAUUUAAAGGAUCUCGGUAAAGCGGCAGUACAAAAGGCAUUAGAUCAAUUAGUUGAGACUAAAAAGAUUAUCGAGAAAACAUAUGGCAAACAAAAAGUCUAUAGUAUUUUACAGGAGAACACGGAUCAAUCAAUUGAUCAAAUGAACGAAGAAAUUCGAGAGCUAGAUGCCCAAACACAAAAAGUAACAAAUGAAUUAAAAACAUUAAACGAUGAUAUUAAAUCUAAAGAUGCUGAGUUAAAAACUUUACAAUCAUCAUUGAAAACACAAGAUGCAAUCAUAAAACGAGAUGAAUUAAAAGAGAAAAUUGAAAAAUUACAAUCAAAAUUAACUACGUUACAAGAAACACAAGUUGCUAUCUCCAACGAAGAAAAAAAACAAAUUAUUAAUGACCAUACAAAAUUUGUUAAAGAAUAUCGUAAACGUAAACGUAUUUGUAUGGAUAUUAUUGAUUCCAUCAUGGAAAGUUAUCCAAAAAGUAAGAAACAAUUAAUGGAAGAAAUUGGUAUUGAAACAGACGAAGAUGCUAAUUUUAAAUUAACAAUUUAGCAUAUUUAUCUAAACACUUACCCGUGAAAU